Moneuplotes crassus is the source of this 2275-nucleotide messenger RNA. The record is from the annotation of a GenBank genome assembly. NCBI's taxonomy places the organism in Eukaryota, Ciliophora, Spirotrichea, Euplotida, Euplotidae.
GAAAAAUGUCGUCAACAAGUAAAAGAAAAGAAUCGAUACUUAAAGGCACUGCACAAUGGUAUCCCUCAUCUCCUUCUAGUGAUAGAAAAAGAGAUAAAAAGAGAGAAUAUUUAGAAAAACUCUCGAAUAAAAUUGGAUCAAAAAUACCAAGUCCUCAUAGAAGUAGAAGGACAAAAGAAAUUUUAAGAGAAAGCACAUCUAAGAAUGAAGGACCAGUUAUGCUUAGUGAUAAAAUUAAUGAGCAUUUUGAUAAUUCAUUAUUUAGAAAUGAGCAUUAUAUUGCUCUUAGCAAUUACUAUACUCCUCAUGAGCCUGUUGACUGACAAUCCAUAUACAAUAUGCUCGAUCUCUAUGAUAAACAUUCAGAUAAUGUAACUAAAAAUAUUGAUCUCACGAGGAACGAUUGUUCAAAAGAACGAGAGGAAGAAUACUGAUCCUCAAUGGAGGAAAUUAAUGAUGAAACCAUCGGUGUACUAGUAAAAGAACCUAAAGGAAAUGAUGCUUUGUUUUCAUUUAGGAAAAAGCCCUCUUUCCCAAAAAUGAUAAUUCCAAUUGCAAACAAAUUUGAUCAAAAUAAUUUCGACUUUGAAUCUGUUGAUGAAUUGACUGAUUACAAUACAAGAGAGUUUAAUUCUUCUGGAAACAUUGAUCAGAACCUUAGCUGUUCUAAACAAAUAAUCAUUAAAUUUGAGCAGAGUAAGAUAUGAAAUGAGUUGUCAGGUUCUGAAAUAAAAAUAAACGAUAUCAAAUGUCAUGAAAUUGCUAGCAGCCUCAGUCCUGAUAAAGAUUUUAAUGAUGAACUAAUUUCCAAAACUAAUCUUUGCCAGCCUAGUUUACCAAGCCCGAACUUCAUGAGUUGAAUGGAAAAAUAAAAUGCAUGACUACAAAAAUUUUGGAUCUGCUAAAGCUAUUGAAAACUACAGUCAGAAAGAUCCGUUUUCAAUGAUCCAUGAAAAUAGCAAAGACGGAUCAGUUAUUCUUAACCAUACAUUUCAGAAUGGAAACAAUUUGGCAAGAACAGAUUCACAAAUUUCGAAUACAAAUUGGAUCUACAAAACAUCUUCUAAAUAUAAGAGUGCAGUCGUUGAUUAUGAUGUUUCGAGUAGUGCUAAAAACUCUCCAAGGAGAGCAGAUAUCAAUAUGAUUAUUAAUGACCCCAUCCCUGAAAAAUCAAACGAGAACUCAAGCUCAAAUGAGCAAAUCGCAAAACUCCAAAAAGUAAAACAAGCAAAUGAGCAAGAGCUUGUAUCAGUUAUGAAAAUUGGAGAAAAAGAGAAUAUUCAGGAUGAUAUCCUGGAAUCUAUCAGAUCAUUGCACUCAAAGCUAGACUCAAUUCAAUCAGUCCUUUCUUCUAAUAACCAUCAGAAAGAGGAAGAUAAAUCCGAAGAACAACCGAUUAAUUUCCAAAGAGAUUCAUCAGAAUUUCAAAUUAAGAACAAUCAAAUGAAGGAAGCUUUAAAAUCAGAUACUGAAUCUGAAUUGGACAAACCUGUAGCUUACCCUAGAGAUCAAUUAAUUUGACCUCAGAUUUCAGACGCCUUAAGGCUAGAUGUAGAUAUAAGCAAUAGCUUUCAAUUAGUUGAGAGAGAACUCACUCCUAAGUUACCUACAGAAUUUCUGAAUUUUGAUGCAAUUAAAAGUUCAUCUUCUCGAAAUAGUGAAACCUCAGUCGAGAUGGCAGCUAUAUUUCCUUCAUAUAGUAAUAAUGAUAGGUUACAAACAGAAGUAACGUCUAACAAUCCUCCUAAAAGAAUUAUAUCAAUCUCACCAAAAAGAAAAUCCAUCAAAAGAAGAAAGUCUGGUUCUAGGAUCUAUGACAAACAGAUGAAAUGGCUAAGAGAAAAGAAUGAGAGAAAUGAAAUUAUGCGUAGAGAACAGUAUAAAUCUAUUCGGAGCAAGACCCGUUCAAGAUCAGUCAAAAGUAGCAGACCUUCUUCUCCAAAAAGUCAGCGUAGACUUUCCACUAGCAUUUGAAAGACUGAGAAAAGCACUCGCCAAGUGAAAACUAAAAGAGAUAAAACUUUCUGAGAUUUUCUUAUUAGAAACGAAAUUUGGCAAGAAAAUAAAAAGAAGCACAUUGAGGAAACUACAAACAAGCUAAGAAGUGCAGAAAAAUUAAAAAUGACAAAGGAUAAACCAAAAAGAAGAUCAAGGUCUGCUAGAAAAAGAAAUAAACAAAGCAAGGAAAGUAAUGGGUUCAAGACCACCAGAACUGGGCAAUAAUCCUAUUACUAUCAAGACCAACUCCAAGUACUAUCAAAAAUUAUGUCGAUUU